Toxotes jaculatrix (banded archerfish) is the source of this 1250-nucleotide messenger RNA. RefSeq lists its product as uncharacterized. Gene Ontology annotation, biological process: response to bacterium. NCBI's taxonomy places the organism in Eukaryota, Metazoa, Chordata, Actinopteri, Toxotidae. The record is from RefSeq and is a predicted model, not a curated record. The coding region runs from base 70 to 1116 and encodes 348 amino acids. The transcript is spliced from 5 exons.
ACAGCCUUCGGUUCCUAUAAGAGUUGGGUGCGAACGUCAACACAGGACACAGACUGCAGAGCUUCAGAGAUGAUGCCACUUUUCAUUUUUCUUGUGCUUCUCUGUGAAAUCUGUCAAGUGGCAGGCGAUGUAAAAAAGACCUCAGGUAUAAUGCAGGACACUGGGGUCAUAACAGCUGCAGUUGGGGACAAUGUGACUUUGCGAUGCGUUGCUCAAGAUGAGGUUGUAACAUUCCUGUCUUGGUACCAGCAAAGGUUGGGAGAUAAACCUCAACUCAUAUCAACUCGAAUGAAGCACAAAACAGUAGCUGACGUCUUCCCCCCUUACAAGGAAAGGUUUCAUGCCUCUUCACAAAGCCAAAGCAACAACCAUCUCACAAUCACCAAUGUUCGCCUGGAAGAUUCAGCGACAUAUUACUGUGGGAUUUUAGAGUUCAGCGCUAUCGAAUUUGGACAAGGAGUUUUCCUUCAUGUCAAAACGCCACAGUCCAACAUCCAAGCUGUUGUGCAUCAGUCAGAUCUGGAGCCACUUCGUUCAGGAGACUCUUUGAAACUGAACUGUACGGUGUUCAUUGAAUCACCAUGUGCCGGGGAGCAGAACCUCUACUGGUACAGACAUGGUGCAUCUCAGCCUGCAGUCAUGGACCCCAGUGCAGGACAGUGUACAAGUGUCUCAAAUAAAAAGCCUCACAUGAAACACUGCGCGUUAAGCCUUGCAAUAAAGUCUGUGAGCGCCUCUGAUGCAGGGAUGUACUACUGUGCUCUGCGCUCCUGUGGCGAGAUUGUUUUUGGAAAUGGAACGAGAGUAGACGUAGGCGAGUCUGUGAAAGUCCACCCUCUCCUGGUGCUUUGCUUGAAGGUGGGAUUGGCCGUUUCCAUUAUCAUGCUGCUUGUUUUGGCUUUCAUCAUGUACAAGUUGAAAAAGACGCUGUGCUCUGUCUGUAAAGGAACUGUUUCUCAUCGGACAUGUUCUGCAGCCUAUGACGCCAUGAGCCAAGAUCCAGACACUCUGCAUUAUGCUGCUCUGAGUCUGAAGAGGAGCACUGAAAGACAUCGUCAAGACGACAACAUGGAGACUGUUUGUGUAUACUCUAGAAUAAAGACAAGAAAAGAGUGAAGUAUGAGGACAUUCAGCCACUUCAGUAAAUUAGCUUCUUUCUUGUCAGUCACUGUUGUAAGAACACAACAAUUCACUAAAUGUAAACUAAAUACAAUGUAAAAUAAUGUUGAAAUAAAAAAUAUAUAUAUAUA